UAGCUAGUGUUAGCCGAAGAUUUUAAUAGAUAAAAAUAAAAAUAUGCAAUAAUUUCAUUUGUUAGCGUAACAACUGUGAGAUUUUUCAAAGUUUAGCGCAGUUAAUCUUUUUUUUUUCGGGGGGGGCGAUUAAUAAAUCGGAGAAGGCUAGGAAAAAAUCAAAUAUGCAUUCCAAAAGGUACAUGUAUAAUGCAGGAAGAAAAAGCUGUUUAGAACUAAUCAAGAAAGGUUUUGUGAACGCUUUUGAAGAAAUCCUUGAGUUGACCGACAUAAAUCGAACUGUCAGAGAUCAAGCUGAGCUUGGAAAUGUUAAGAGAAUGCCUCCAGAUAUUCGGGAAGAUACAAAAACUAUGAACUUUAUAAUGGAAAGUUUAGUGAAAGCAGAGGACGCCGUUAGAGCAGGCGAUCUGAAAGGCAACUAUAGUAUGAGAAUGGAACUCGGAGAAUACUUUCACAAUAUAAACGAUUAUUAUUGGCUUGCAAAGUAUUUCUACAAAUCUUGUUACCAAAUUUCUGAGAACAGAAUAGGCGAGGAAGCAAAACUACCAAUAAGUGCUUUGGAAAAAUUAGGAUUACUUGAGGAGCAGAAAAGUAACAUGGAAACAGCUUUGCAUUUUAUGGAAAAAGCGAUAAGAAUAGCUGAUGAAAAUGAUUUGCCGAAUGACGAUGCUAGUAGGCACCAGUUGUAUCUACACUUGAUAAGGAUUUAUCGCAAAUUAGGAUCUCUGAUAUCAAAUAAAGAAGAUUACUCUAUUACAAAAAAAUCUAAAUCAGUUCGAUACUUUAAAAAAGCAGCUUUACUGGCAAAGAAGGGUACAACAGAAAGUCAAGCUGUUUCGUUUGGAAUGCUUGGAAGAACAAGGAUGAAGUUUAAUGAUUUUAAGAAUGCCCUCCAGGAUUUUGAGUCAUACAUUGCAUUAUGUGAUAAAUGCAAUGAUCAAUAUGGUGUUUGUAAUGGCUAUUUCGCUUUAUCUGACAUUCAUAAACGGACAGGCAACAUACACGAAUCCAAAGCAGCUGCAGAAAAAUGUCAAGACAUGGCAAAAGAAUAUAUGUUUGAAAUUCCUUACAUCUUCUCAGCAAUAAGUCUAGGACAAAUUAGUACUGCACAGAGGAACUACAGAAAAGCUCAUGAACAAUUUGAAACAGCAUAUAGAAUUUUCUUAUCUUCAAAAAAGGAUUACGCAAAAGCAGCAGAGUUACACAAACUAUGCAAAAUCAUGUGUGGAAUAGGGAGGGCACAUCUCAGUUUCAAUAAACUAAUAAAGGUAUUGCAAGAGCCUGAAGAAUCAGCAUUAAUUCAGAUUACUGAUUGGAGGAAUAAAGGAGGUAUUUUUAAAGGUGAUGUCAUGGAGAGAAAGGAUCAUUUGAUUGAUUUGGAAGAAAAAGAGAAAAUUGAAAGUGAAUCUAAAAUUUCCAUAUUAAUAGAAAAGCUUACACGAAAAGAACUCAGUAAUGAUAUAUAAGAGAAAAUAUAGAAACAUUUAAGAAGCAGUACAUUAUAUAAAAGCAUUUUAAAUAAAUAUGAGUAAUUUUAACUAGUCAGUUACUUUAUGAUAAUAAAAAAUUUGAUUUAAUUUGUUAAUAAAAAUGCCUUUUAAAAAUUAGCAACAAAAUAAUACAUAAGUGUAUUUUUUAAAAAUUUACACAAAAUAUUUUAAUAAUUUAUUAU
Stegodyphus dumicola is the source of this 1672-nucleotide messenger RNA. RefSeq lists its product as uncharacterized. Lineage: Eukaryota; Metazoa; Arthropoda; Arachnida; Araneae; Eresidae. Gene Ontology annotation, molecular function: protein binding. Gene Ontology annotation, cellular component: cilium. Gene Ontology annotation, biological process: cilium movement. The record is from RefSeq and is a predicted model, not a curated record.